CGCAGCUCUUCACAACGCUCUGGGUCGUGACCCAGCAACUCCACCAUCGCGGCCCAGAGACGCCGCUGGGAGCUGGGGAGAGGGAGGUGUGGAGAGGAACGUAGAGACCGAAGGGUGAGGUUUCCCAGGAUCAAAUUUCCAGACGGCACCCGAUUAAGGAUGGCCGAUAGCCCUCCUCUGUCCGAGCCAACGGCUUUGCAAGAACUUAAUGGCGACUUCAAGAAGCCAGCCCUGCCUGUGCCGUCGGUGGUGCGGGGCAAGUUCCCGGCCACCAAUCCUUCAAACCCUGAGGAGGUGAAGGAGAGGCCUACGGCGCCGCCGGACCCCGAUUCCGGGGAGCCUCACAUCCCGCCGGCCCGGCCGGACAGCGCGGAGACUAGGAGUCCACCGGAGGAGCAGCCGCGGCCCCCCACAGCAGCUCCUGUCCCUGGCAGCCCGGCCCGGGGUCCCCCUUACCGAGAGCCGCCGUGGGGUGGCCCCGCCACGGGCCCCUACAGCCUAGAGACCCUGAAGGGCGGUACCAUCCUUGGCACGCGUAGCUUGACAGGGAAGAGUUGCUUCCUUUUCGGGAGGCUGUCUAGCUGCGACGUGUGCUUGGAGCACCCUUCGGUGUCUCGGUACCACGCCGUGCUGCAGCACGGAGCGUCCGGCCCCGACGGAGAAUGCGACGGCCGCGGGCCUGGCUUCUACCUCUACGAUCUGGGAAGCACCCACGGCACUUUUCUCAACAAAACCCGCAUCCCACCCUCCACAUAUUGUCGGGUUCACGUCGGGCAUGUUCUUCGCUUUGGUGGCAGCACCCGGCUCUUUCUUCUUCAGGGACCCGAGGAAGACCGAGAGGCAGAAUCCGAGUUGACAGUAACGCAAUUGAAAGAAUUGCGCAAGAAGCAACAAAUGAUGUUGGAGAAGAAUAUGCUAGGAGAAGACUCAGAUGGAGAAGAGGAAAUGGAUACCACUGAAAGAAAGAGAAAUGCUAGUAGUCAAGAGGAUGAAAUGGGCUGCACCUGGGGAAUGGGAGAAGAUGCUAUAGAGGAUGAGGCUGAAGAGAACCCCAUUGUCUUAGAAUUUCAGCAGGAAAGGGAGGCCUUCUAUAUAAAGGAUCCAAAAAAGGCCCUCCAAGGUUUUUUUGACCGAGAAGGAGAAGAAUUAGAGUAUGAAUUUGAUGAACAGGGACAUAGCACUUGGCUCUGCAGGGUGAGAUUACCUGUGGAUGAUUCAACGGGAAAACAGCUGGUGGCUGAGGCCAUUCACUCGGGAAAGAAAAAAGAAGCAAUGAUCCAGUGCUCACUGGAAGCUUGUCGAAUCCUUGAUACCUUGGGAUUGCUGCGACAGGAGGCAGUAUCUCGAAAAAGGAAAGCCAAGAACUGGGAAGAUGAAGACUUUUAUGAUAGUGAUGAUGACACAUUUCUUGAUCGGACUGGUCUGGUUGAGAAGAAGCGUCUGAAUCGAAUGAAGAAGGCUGGGAAGAUUGAUGAGAAGCCAGAGACCUUUGAAUCAUUGGUUGCAAAGUUAAAUGAUGCUGAAAGGGAACUCACUGAAAUUUCUGAGAGACUGAAAGCUUCAAGCAAAGCUCUAUCAGAGUCACCAUCUCAAGACUCUUUAGAUGCGUUCAUGUCAGAAAUGAAAUCAGGGAGUGCAUUAGAUGGUGUGUCCCGGAAGAAACUUCACCUGAGAACUUUUGAACUGAGGAAAGAACAGCAAAGACUUAAAGGGUUGAUAAAAAUUGUAAAGCCAGCAGAGAUUCCAGAACUGAAAAAAUGGUGGCCUUCAAGUGAUGUGUAUCUCCCCCCCUCUUGUCACCUGAGGGUUGAACUUCCAAACUUUCCACCUAACUCCACUUUUCCCCCACACAGGGCUGAAACUCAGACUACAGAUGCUGAAAACAAAGCUAAAAAGCUUACAUUGCCUCUCUUUGGUGCCAUGAAAGGAGGAAGCAAAUUCAAAUUAAAAACUGGAACAGUAGGGAAGUUGCCCCCAAAACGUCCUGAACUCCCUCCAACUCUAAUGAGAAUGAAGGAUGAGCCCGAAGUAGAAGAGGAGGAGGAAGAGGACGAAGAAGAGGAGAAAGAAAAGGAAGAGCAGGAAAAGGAAAAAUUGGAGGCUGGAAGCAGUAGGCCACAGCAGGAGAGAGAGCCAGCAGAAGCAGUGCAGGAAACAAGUCCUCCCACACAUGUCACAUGUUCUAAAGAAACAAAACACCAUGAAAACAUGUCUCAACUCAGCCAAGAGAAACAGAACACAGAUUAUCGAGAGAUUCGUGAAACAGCUGCAUCAUCAUGUGAGGAACCCUCAGCAUCAAAGGAUGCAUAUGAGAAAAGCAGAGAUGAAUUGAAGAAAAAGAAAGCUGCUGGUCCAGGCAAACUUCUAUCAACACUCUCCUCCAAAUAUCCAGAAGAUGACCCAGACUACUGUGUGUGGGUCCCACCUGAAGGCCAAAGUGGAGAUGGCAGGACCCAUCUUAAUGACAAGUAUGGCUAUUGAUUGCUUCAGAAUCCUAAAGGAAGACCUUGUGGACCAUGUGACUUGGGAUAUUUAGGAUAAUAUAUCAAGUUGAAUGUCCAGAGGAGUUCAGAUGAUCAUUUUUAAAAUCUGGUGACUGGCCUUUUCUUCCCUACUCUUCGUUUCCUAAAUUUAUUUAUCUGUCCCAUCUGAUUCUCUUGAAUUUGAUAUUAUGUUUAAAAGUGUUUGUGUAUGUAUGUAAGAAAGAACCAUAUAUUUUGUGAAUUAGUAAAGUGAGAGACAUGACUGUUAACAAGAGAAGG
Messenger RNA from Rhinolophus ferrumequinum (greater horseshoe bat), 2762 nucleotides. It is a transcript of the gene SLC4A1AP, whose product is annotated as solute carrier family 4 member 1 adaptor protein. The transcript is spliced from 15 exons. Gene Ontology annotation, molecular function: protein binding; mRNA binding. The record is from RefSeq and is a predicted model, not a curated record. The coding region runs from base 160 to 2481 and encodes 773 amino acids. Lineage: Eukaryota; Metazoa; Chordata; Mammalia; Chiroptera; Rhinolophidae.